UUCUCCAUUUCCUUCUCCAUUUUGUUUCACGAUAACGUAAUCCUUUUUCUUCUUUCCAACAGUUAAGAGUUUUAAAGUUUCGUGAUCAUGCCUGCGGGUGGAUUCUCCUCCGUGCCGCCAUCGGGUGUGGAGUUCGAGGCCAAGAUCACUCCCAUCGUCGUCCUUUCCUGUAUAAUGGCUGCCACUGGCGGCCUCAUGUUCGGUUAUGAUGUUGGUGUCUCUGGAGGUGUAACAUCAAUGCCGGAUUUCUUGAAAAAAUUCUUCCCAGUGGUGUAUCAUAGGACGAAACAGGAUGCGGAGCUGGAUAGCAAUUAUUGCAAGUACGACAAUCAAGGCCUACAACUCUUCACAUCGUCGCUGUACCUAGCCGGCUUAACGGCCACCUUCUUUGCCUCCUACACUACCAGAAUGUUCGGCCGGAGGCCUUCCAUGCUCAUUGCUGGCUUUUUCUUCAUCGUCGGCGUCGUCCUCAAUGCUGCAGCCCAAGACCUUGCUAUGCUCAUUAUUGGAAGGAUAUUACUUGGUUGUGGGGUCGGUUUCGCUAAUCAGGCAGUGCCAUUGUUCUUAUCAGAGAUUGCACCUACAAGAAUUCGCGGAGGAUUAAACAUACUCUUCCAACUUAAUGUCACUAUCGGCAUCCUUUUCGCCAAUCUUGUCAAUUACGGGACUGCAAAGAUUGAGGGAGGGUGGGGUUGGAGAGUAUCAUUGGGGUUGGCCGGCAUUCCAGCAGUUCUCCUAACCUUGGGGGCCCUCCUGGUAGUGGAAACUCCCAACAGCCUGAUCGAGCGUGGCCUCCUCGAUGAAGGAAAAGCUGUGCUCAGGAAGAUCCGCGGCACCGAGAAAAUCGAGCCCGAAUUCUUGGAGCUCGUUGAAGCCAGCCGUGCUGCUAAACAAGUCAAGCACCCUUUCAGGAAUCUCCUUAAGAGACGAAACAGACCCCAACUGGUUAUUGCAGUCGCCUUACAGAUUUUCCAGCAACUCACCGGCAUCAACGCAAUCAUGUUCUACGCCCCAGUCCUAUUCGACACUUUAGGAUUUCAUAGUGACGCUGCCCUUUACUCAGCAGUGAUUACAGGUGCUGUAAACGUUCUAUCCACCGUUGUUUCUAUCUACUCAGUGGACAAAGUGGGUCGGCGCAUGCUUCUGCUUGAAGCCGGUGUGCAAAUGUUUUUCUCUCAACUUGUUAUAGCAGUACUACUAGGAAUCAAGGUGAAAGACCACUCUAAUAAUCUAUCCCAAGGUUUCGCCAUCUUGGUGGUUGUGAUGGUUUGCACUUUCGUUUCUGCUUUUGCAUGGUCUUGGGGUCCUCUUGGUUGGCUCAUACCAAGUGAAACUUUCCCACUUGAGACUCGCUCCGCCGGACAGAGUAUCACUGUUUGUGUCAACUUGGUCUUCACUUUUGCCAUAGCUCAGGCCUUUCUUUCUAUGCUCUGUCAUUUAAAGUUCGGCAUAUUCAUCUUCUUCUCUGGCUGGGUGUUGAUCAUGUCAAUCUUUGUUCUGUUUCUGCUCCCGGAGACUAAAAAUAUUCCGAUUGAGGAGAUGACGGAGAGAGUUUGGAAACAACAUUGGUUCUGGAAGAGAUUUAUGGAUGAGGACAUUCAUUACCCCCACCCACACCCACAAAACGGUGUCGCUUCUAACAAAAAGUGGCAUGUCAAUUCCUUUGAUCCUGCUUCCCAAUUGUAAGAUCUUAAUUAAUUAUUGCCGAAUAGUUAGGAAUAUAUAGACAGGGAAAAAAAGAAUGAAAAGGAAAGAUAGGUGCCCCAUGUAAUUUUGUCUUGCGUUUAUGUAUUCGCCACAAUUUGAUGUUCUUUGUAAUUCAAAUCGAUCAGUUUCGAUCUGUAGUAUGAUCGGCAAGGUUAACACUGAA
Carica papaya (papaya) is the source of this 1870-nucleotide messenger RNA. RefSeq names its product Major facilitator superfamily protein (gene MSS1). The record is from RefSeq and is a predicted model, not a curated record. Gene Ontology annotation, biological process: monosaccharide transmembrane transport. Lineage: Eukaryota; Viridiplantae; Streptophyta; Magnoliopsida; Brassicales; Caricaceae. Gene Ontology annotation, molecular function: monosaccharide transmembrane transporter activity. Gene Ontology annotation, cellular component: membrane.